AUGAUUGACGAGCUGGCUGCGGAAAACAGAAACCUUCGAGAGAAAGUGAGCAGUCUAGAGAUGCGUAUUGACGACUUGGAACAAUACUCUAGAGUCAAUUCUGUGGAGAUACAUGGCAUCCUUCAACAGAAGAACGAAGACGUAGUGGCGGUCGUAAAGGAAGUUGGAAAGGCGCUCGACUUGGAGAUCACGGACUCGAUGAUUGACAACUGUCAUCGCUUGGGAAGGAGACCUGGCCCGAACAGUCCGCAACCAGGAAUUGUGGUCAAAUUCGUUCGACGUCUGGACAAAGAGGAACUGCUGAGGAAGUGCCGUGUUAAGAGCAACUUCUCCACCAGACACAUGAACCUCAGCAUGGACCAGCCCAUUUAUAUAAAUGAGGCUCUAUCACAGGCGAGAAGGCGUCUGCUAGCGGCGGCGCGACAAGUCAAGAAAGAAAAGAGCUUCAAGUAUCUCUGGGUUCGAGGUGGAAAACUUUUUCUUAGAAAGGAAGAGAUGGCGCCAGUGUUUCAGGUGACUUGCCAGGCGGACUUGGAUAGGUUUUAG
Messenger RNA from Homalodisca vitripennis (glassy-winged sharpshooter), 546 nucleotides. RefSeq lists its product as uncharacterized. The transcript has a single exon. Lineage: Eukaryota; Metazoa; Arthropoda; Insecta; Hemiptera; Cicadellidae. Bases 1 to 546 code for a protein of 181 amino acids. The record is from RefSeq and is a predicted model, not a curated record.